AUGGCAGAAGGAGUCUGCAAGACCGAAGAGGAUGAAGGACUAAGUACCGAGGAGGAUUCGGAAUCUUUCCACGGUGUCGGCGUAUGUAAAUGGUUCAACGUGCGCAUGGGCUUUGGGUUUUUGUCCAUGACCAACCGAGAGGGGGUCCCGCUCGAGUCUCCGGUCGAUGUGUUCGUCCAUCAGAGUAAGCUGCACAUGGAGGGCUUCCGCAGCUUGAAGGAGGGCGAGGCGGUCGAGUUCACCUUCAAGAAGUCAGCCAAAGGCCUGGAGUCCCAGAGAGUCACUGGGCCAGAGGGCACACACUGUGUGGGCAGCGAGAAGAGACCCAAAGGCAAGAGCGUCCAGAAACGGCACUCCAAGGGAGAUAGGUGCUACAACUGCGGAGGCCUGGACCACCAUGCCAAGGAGUGCAAGUUGCCACCCCAGCCCAAGAAGUGCCAUUUCUGCCAGAGCAUUUCCCACAUGGUCGCCAACUGCCCAAUCAAAGCACAGCAGUCCUCGCCACGUUCUCAGGGAAAGCCCUCCUCCUUGAAAGGGGACGAGGAGGAACACGGCCACUCGGCCCCUCCCCCCGUGAGCUCCGAUUGA
Molecule: messenger RNA, 588 nt
Organism: Oncorhynchus nerka (sockeye salmon)
Lineage: Eukaryota; Metazoa; Chordata; Actinopteri; Salmoniformes; Salmonidae
Product: protein lin-28 homolog A-like
Exons: 4
Coding region: 1-588 (195 amino acids)
Biological process (GO): pre-miRNA processing
Cellular component (GO): nucleus; cytoplasm
Molecular function (GO): mRNA binding; zinc ion binding
Source: RefSeq, a predicted model, not a curated record